This is a messenger RNA of Triticum aestivum (bread wheat), 892 nucleotides long. RefSeq lists its product as uncharacterized. The record is from RefSeq and is a predicted model, not a curated record. NCBI's taxonomy places the organism in Eukaryota, Viridiplantae, Streptophyta, Magnoliopsida, Poales, Poaceae. The transcript is spliced from 2 exons. The coding region runs from base 13 to 639 and encodes 208 amino acids.
UUACCUGGACCGAUGAUGGCCAUGUGGCCGUGCACCUGGGUGCUGGUCAUUUGCUCGGUCCAAAGAAACGGCCGAAGGGGCAUUUUCUUAUGUUGGAUGAGUCAACAAGCACAGGCCACACCAACAGCCGACGUGCCAUAUAUGCCGCCCCUUGCCCCUUCCCCUAUUAAUAGGAGAAUUCCGUGCUGUCUCUCACAGUUUUGCAGAUUUCAGCAGACGGCCAUAGCUUUGACCAUCCCCUUCUUCCUUCAACAUUUGACGGCCGGCAAGCUCUUGUCCUCAGUGCAGCCAAGGCAGGCGGCCAUGGACGGCGACAGCCCGGUGAUGACGGACAGCGAGCGGAGGGCGUACCGGUACGUGCAGGCGCCCAAGGUGCAGGGCCUGGGCGGCAUCAAGAACUCAUGGUCCAACGACUCCCUCUUCAGCCUCAGCUACGCCGGCGCGGGGGGCAGGGCCGUCGUCCACUCGUGCGUCUGCGCGCCCACCACGCACCCGGGCUCCUUCCGCUGCAAGCACCACCGCCAGAGCGCCGCCCACCUCGGCGUCGCCGGUCACGCGCAAGCGCAGCCCACGGCUGAGGCUAAGCGCAACGAGGUCCACGGAGAAAUGUCGACCGCGGAUGACGAGAAGGCGUCCUGAAGGGGACCGCGUGCGUGUGUUUCUUCAUGGGACAAAACGUACCGUGCUGCUUGGUCACACGUGACCGGUGUAGUACGUGGCAAAGCUUAUUCCUCUGUCAUUUCAAAGACUUUUUUCGUGUGUAAGGAUGUUUAUUUGUUUUCUAUAUUUGUGAGAGAAGAGCGUUUCAUUUUCCCAGUAGUUAUGUAGGAGUAAUAUAUUGUUGUAUAUCACCCGCAAUUUUCUUUGGCCCAAAAACAUCAUUUGCUACAAA